AUGCAAGUAGCAGAGAUAAUCUCAGAUCUGACAUCGCUACGAGUCUGCGACUACCAUGAUGCUCUGGCCUUAGUCACUGUCAAUGAAAGAUUGAGCGAGGCAAAGCUGUCAUCGGACGAGAGAGGCAAGGCAGCCGCUAUCAAGCAACGACAGGAGCAGCAGAAUGCGGACUUGUUGAAGGCGAAAGAGCUUGUUGAUCUGCACUAUGAGAUGAAGGCAAAGCAUGCGCAGGGCACGGUUGAUGAAGAGCUUGCUCGUGCUCGAGAUGCUGUAGCUCGUGUUCUGAGGGACCUGGAGGGUUGA
Messenger RNA from Aspergillus clavatus NRRL 1, 303 nucleotides. RefSeq lists its product as uncharacterized. Bases 1 to 303 code for a protein of 100 amino acids. The transcript has 2 exons. The record is from RefSeq and is a predicted model, not a curated record. NCBI's taxonomy places the organism in Eukaryota, Fungi, Ascomycota, Eurotiomycetes, Eurotiales, Aspergillaceae.